AUGUUUCUUGUAGUCGAUCAGGCUGCAGGUUUUGUAAGUUUGGACUGUGGUGGUAAAGAUAAUUUCACCGAUGAACUUGGCCUUGUGUGGACUCCGGAUAGUCAAAUCAUCUAUGGAGAAGCAACUAAUAUUUCUGUAGCAAAUGAGACAAGGAAGCAAUACAUGACACUGAGAUACUUCCCCGCAGAUAGCAGAAAGUAUUGUUACACACUUGAAGUCACAAGUAGGACUAGAUACCUUGUAAGAGCGACCUUCUUGUAUGGUAACUUUGACAACAAUAAUGUUUAUCCAAAGUUUGACAUCUCCCUUGGGGCAACUCACUGGGCUACCAUAGUCAUUUCGGAUGCUUAUACAAUAGAGGUUGAAGAGUUGAUAUUUCUGGCUACAAAUCCUACCAUUUGUGUAUGCUUGUCUAAUGCUACGACUGGGCUGCCAUUUAUCUCUACACUUGAGCUCCGGAAAUUUAAUGGUUCCAUAUACCUUACUCAAUUUGAGAACCAGUUCUUUCUUAGUGUGUCUGCAAGGAUAAAUUUUGGUGCGGAUAAUGAAGACCCUAUCAGGUACGCUCCAGAUUUUCAGAUUAGAGAUGUUACGGUAACGGGGUAA
Messenger RNA from Ilex paraguariensis (yerba mate), 606 nucleotides. The record is from the annotation of a GenBank genome assembly. Lineage: Eukaryota; Viridiplantae; Streptophyta; Magnoliopsida; Aquifoliales; Aquifoliaceae.